AACAUAUCGUGUUGAGCUGCGAUCCAGAGUGGGCACGCCUUGACUGCUCCCUCGAAUUCACUGGGAAUUUAUCAAUCUCGUGUUGUUCGGGUGUUUUGGGCAAUUUGAGAUACUGUUGAUCUCUUAUUUUGUGAAUAAGAAGGAGGAAGUGUCGUGGGAAUAUUCUCAUACAUUCGCCUGUAUUUUAUUUUGCAACGAGACUGUUACUCAAUUGUGCCAUGAUGAACUACGGAGAAUCACCAGCGAAUUUGGAGAGCAGGUCAAACCUGCGAAGGAUUGCACGCCACGACGAGGCAGAAUUCAGCCAUGCUAGCAUCCUCCACAGCAUGGAGAAGUUCGUGAAGGCGGUGAGUGAAAUGGAGGAGACAAUUCUUGUUCCAUCUCGUCUCCUCGACCUGGCAGUUGGUGAUGCGAGUGACACAGUGAGCCAGAAGGGCUUGAGCACGAUAAAAGACACGAUGCCUCGCACAGAUCUCUACCGUCUCUACACAAUUGUCACGAAGACGAAGCUAGAGCUCCUCUGGUCUCAGAAGUCCAGUGACACUCAGGACGAGGAGGACGAGACCUGCGAGGACGCUCGCAGGAAGAAUCAGCCGAGAUUGGGGCACGCCAGAUGUCCUAGUACCACAUCCAUGCAGAGUAUGCAGAGUGCAUCAUCAGUUAUCUCUAGCUCAAGCUCCUGUGACUCAGACUCAGACGUCGGUAUUGAGAUCGAUUCGGGAAUGGAGAACGAAGAAUCAUCCAAUGACAGGUGCGCCAAUCAAGCUGCUGAUACAUUUCGUCGUCAUCUUCAUGGUCUUCAUCGCAGCAUCAAGCACAUGACUUCAGCUGCUGAAUACCUCACUCUCAGAUAUCAAGUUGAUGUUGGGGGACAGGUUUGAUUCUGCUGAUCAUGACUUUUGCCUCGAGUUCUAUUCGUCGUGGAAGGCAGGUCCUCGUCUCACUGAACUCGCGCUGUUAGAAUUUUUUGAAUUUUUUCGGAGUUUCUUGAUAAAUUUUAUAGUGGGAUUCUUUCAAUUUUGGGAUUAUUGAUUUAUCGGUAGAACUAUCGAUUUUAGGAAGUGGUGAAUUCACUUUUUUGGAGUUCAUUGAAUUUCGUAUGAGAGAGAUCUUUUGAUCAUUUUUCCUAAGAUCAAUAGUUUAUGGGAUCAAUCAAUGUUUUUAAAUUCAACAGGUCAUUACUGAAAUCUUUAGGGAAUUUUCUUAUCAAAAUACUCUAGGAAGUAUAAAGAAAUUCGAGGGAAAAUUCAAGAGCUAAUGGGAAAUUAAUGAAAACUGUAGAUUCAGUUCAAUUAUCACAUUGAUAUGAAUAAAAUCAGAAAUUUCAGAGGUUUUUACUCGAAAUUUCAAGAGUAAUUUUCUAACAGUGCGACUGGAGUCCAGGUGUCUUCAGGGAUUGCACAGAACCAAUGAGUUUAAUGUAACAAUUAUUUGCACAUUACAAAUGAACACCUGGGAAAUAAUCCCGAUGAAUUUCCUGUGGACAAGUCUCCAAUUGGAUCCUAAUUAAUUUUGGUUGAUAUUUUUCUCCACAGGAUUUGCCUUCGGAAUUCAAUUUCUCAGAAUCAAUUAAUUACAAAAACGUGCAAUAGUAGAAACAAGCCACUUCUCCCUUUCAAUGUAUGAAUAGCCAAAAAUAAUAGAAAAUAUCGUCUCAGAACUUGAGUUGUCCCUGCAAUAAAAUUAAAAAAAGUCCACUCACGCCCGAGCAAUUAAUAAAUUUCUCAGGCCCCCACAAAAAUUCACAGAUAAAAAACGCGAGCAUUACCACAAUCACACGAGAUAGAAUCGAUUAAACAGUAGCUGCACUGAGAAAAGUAAUUAUUUCUCCCAAUUCGUAAUUAGUCAGAUAUAAUUAUUUUUCACAGUGUGCCAAUCAUUGACGCUCCUUAGGAUAAGUUCAUAACUAUUUAUUUUUUAUUACGAAAUAUCACGUUGAAAAUCCGAAAAAUUCACGAGUCCUAUUUAUGUACAUUGAAUAGAAUGGAUUAUCGACAGUCAGACACUCAAUACUCUCUCUUAUUGUCAUCGAACUGACUUGAAAUAAUCUCAGAACAGUUGGAUGACGCACAAGGGAGAGACAGUGAACCACGAAUGAGCUAUUGAAAAUUAAUUUUUCCCACUUCUGUCUGUACAUAUGUUGUACAUAGAAUUUAACGAAUCGUCGUGUAAAAAUUUAGGUAGUGAUUUCACUUUUUGUAAGUUGUACGCUACGCUAUUGUCUACGUCACGUCACUGUUGCAUUCAAAAAUUAUAAAUAAACUAUUGUUUCUUGAGAAAAUGACCUAGCAUAAAUGAGAACUGAUAAAAAAUAAAAUAAAAUGACUAUAAUAAGUGAAAGGUGAAAGAUCUACUGAUUCAUUUAAAAUUACAGUGACGUGAUUGUUUUUUAAUUAAUAUUUCCAUAGUUUUCACGAAAUAACUAGUUUCAAGGGAAUAAGAACGGGUUAUUGAUGACGUAUAUCGAGUUGUUGAACAAAUGACGUUAAUUGACGUCUUAUGUAUCCACCUAUUGAACGUAGGGUGAUAGGUAUCGAAUAUUUUGGUUUAUAAACGGAAAAUGUUUCUCUGACUGUACAAGAGUGGUAAAUAAAUUUGCAACUGCCUUUUA
Fopius arisanus is the source of this 2611-nucleotide messenger RNA. RefSeq lists its product as uncharacterized. Lineage: Eukaryota; Metazoa; Arthropoda; Insecta; Hymenoptera; Braconidae. The coding region runs from base 219 to 881 and encodes 220 amino acids. The record is from RefSeq and is a predicted model, not a curated record. The transcript has 2 exons. Gene Ontology annotation, biological process: regulation of lipid biosynthetic process. Gene Ontology annotation, cellular component: cytosol.